AUGGAUGCCCAGGACACCCAGGACCCCGACAAAACAACUUUCUCACUCACGUUCUCUGAGCUGGUCAACAUCGCCAUCCCACAGGGCGGGGUGGUGAACUUCAAGGCCCUGUACCUCCUGCUCCAGGGCAUCCUGGAGCACAUCCACAUGGCCGAGCUCAGGAAGGUCCUCUCAGGGGACGAGGACUUCCUCCAGACCUCGCAGGCCAUGUUCGUGCCCCGAGAAGGAGACGCCCAGCCCAUCCUCAACCCCUUGAAGAGGCUCGGCAACAUCUUCGACCACGUAGUGAGCCGCAUGGACAACAUAGAGGGCCAGCCUGCUCUGCUGCAGGAAAUGCCCUCCACCUCCCAGCUGCUGGAGGCCAGCCAGGGCACUCGCCAGCCCGCCCGGGACCUGUGGCACCUGAUAAAGCUCCGGAAGAUGGUGGAGGGCAAUGAGGAAGCCAUGGCCAAGGCCAUGAAGAUUCUGCAAGAUUUGCUCUCUGACAUUUACUCUCUCAAGGCCACCACUGAAACCCUCAAGAAGGAUGUGGCCAUGCUGAAGGACAUGUUUGACAAGAUGCAUCUGGAAAAAAUGGAUAUUUUCUCUGAAGAUUUGAAAGGGCAGGACCAGAAGAUGAGUGCAUUACAGCAGGAAGUGGCUUCUCUCCAGAACAAGGUAAUCACUAUCCCCCAAACUGAAGACAUAGUACUCUGGAGCAGCCUCCACGAGGCCAUGUUCACCCAGGAACAGGCUCCAUCACUACUGGAAGAUUCCGAUCUGUGGCAGGUUGUAGAAGAGCUCCCAGAGACUGACCUUCCCCAGACCACCAGGUACCAUGAAGCAGUCAGUCAUGGCCAGGUCUCUGAGGCCAUCCAGCACCCCAAGUUCCUGGAGACUACCUGGCAUCACCAAACCCAAGGCCCGCUACCGGAGGAGGGGUCUGUCCAAGCAGCUCCCCCCGCUGGGGUGCAGGAGCCCCAGGUGCUUGAGCCUGGGUCUGUGCCUGGGCCAGGACCUGCCCUGGGUCCUCAGCCCACACCACCAGGACCCAGGCCUGUACCACCAGGAGGCUGGCCUCCUCCCAGGGGCUUGCCCGGGACUAGCACUGGGCCUCUCUGGGGCUACUUCCCACCUGCCCAGCUCCAUGGCUUUGGGGCCCCACUCCCAGCCACGGAGCUGGGCUCAGCUUGGCCUCAUUCACUGCAGUCCGUGUAUCACCAGAAAGGGACAUUCAAGCUCUCAGCUAUCUCAGAAAAGGAAGAAGAUGACUCCCUCCAUGUGGGAGUCCUUCAGGACAGAGCCCCCAGGGCUGGGGCCCCUAAGAAAGCACUCCAUAAGGGACCCCCGCCUGCCUUUCAGCAGACAAAAUACAACACUGCCACCGCGGCUGCAACGACUUCAGCAGCCCGGUCAGCUAAGGCUGCCACCAGGCUGGUCGAGGACGUCCCUGCCACCAAAUUGGCAAGCAAAGCUAUGAUCACAGCCUCAUCCGGGCCUUUAGGAGUCCUUGCAGACAUCCUGGGUGCAGGGUCCUUCCGUAGGGCCAUGACCUUCACCGAUGACAGUGAAACGGAAGACUUGCAGGAGAAUGACUUUGAGGACAUCCUCUAUCCCUCAUUCUCUCCUGCCAAUGUCCCUCCCGACACGGCCCUGUCCCAGGCCAUGCUGGCUGCCAGACAGGCUGUGACCCCUGAAGACAAGAAGAAGGCUGUCAGGCAUUCCAUGAACAACAUAGCCCAGAUGCCUAUUAGACACGACACCCUGAAAGGAGAGUUUGCCCAGAUGUCAUCCAACCUGCAGCAGCGCAUGACUUAUCUAGCUAACAUGGGAGCCUCUUCCAAGCUUGGGACAACCGUGGAUGUAUUGCAAGAAAAGAUUGGCAACCUCCAGAAAUCCAGGAUGAAGGAGGAGGAACUCGAGAGAAUUUGGGGCCACCAAAUAGAGAUAAUAAAGGACCACCACAUUGUGCUGGACAAGGCGGUGGAGAAGCUCCAGAAGCGUCUGGAUGACUUAAAGAUUGUCCAUUCUCAAAUCAGAAACCUAGAAAUGUACAAGGCAGACAAAAGUGUGAUGGAGCAGGAGCUGAAAGAGAAAGCUGACCGGAGUGCCCUGGCAAGCAAGGCAAGCCGGGCUGACCUGGACACAGUGGCAAUGGAGCUGAAUGAGAUGAUUCAGGGCAUGCUGUUCAGGGUCGUGGCCAAUGAGGAUGACUGGAAGAAGGCUGUGGAAGAGCUGGGCAAGGACAUACGCACCAAGCUGGUUCACAGUGAUUUGGAUGAUCUAAAGAAGGACAUGGACGAGGUCUGGAAAGUAGUCAGGAAGCUGCUGAUUGAAGGCCUCCGAUUUGACCCCGACAGUGCUGCUGGCUUUAGGAAGAAACUGUUUGAGCGGGUGAAAUGCAUCUCUUGCGAUCGGCCUGUGGAAAUGAUGACUGGCCCGCAUCUCAUCACCAUCCGCAAUGCCCACCUGCUGUCGCGACGGCAGCCAGCCAGUGCCAACAGCCACGAGUACCUGCAGCAGCAACAGAUGAGGGAGCAGCAGCAGCUGCAGAAGCUCCAGAAUGUGGGAGCCCAGGAGGAGUGCCUGGGCUCGCUGGGCUCUCAGCAGGACUGGGGUGAUGGCCCUGGAAACGACACCAACCUCAAGUUCAAGUCGUGUGAACUGUCGACACUCUACCCCUACGGGGACCCCGAGCUGCUGGACUAUGACACUGCCGAGGUAGACAUCCUGGGAGUGGACGGCAUCCUGUACAAGGGCCGAAUGAGCAACAAGGACAAGAUAUGGCCGGUGGCUGGCAUGGAGAAGGAGCUGGCAGCUGUGAAGGUUCUGCAUCCCCCGGCUCGAAACCCAUAUGAAGGUGUGCACCCAAGUGCCUUAUUCGGCUCCAUCUACCCCCCUUUGCCUCCCCAUGCCAGCAUGGGAUCAGCCGCUUCAGGCCCCCAUUCGAUGAUGCCAGCUCCGCCACCGUCUCUGCCACCCCUGCCACUGCUGCCACCGCCGAUGCCGUCCCUGCAGGAUCCCCAGCCGGCCUCAGGGCCUGCCAGGCACCUGAGGCCACUGCGCCUCGAGUUCCGAGCCAGCACGCAGUCCGCCAAGGAGCCCACCAACCGGUGAGCCCUGGGCUUGUGCCCCGACAGCGCCUGCGUCUCCUCCCCGCCCCUCCCACCCCUGCCUCCGGCGGAGACCACGCCCUGAGCCUGGCCUGGGGAAGGACUUAAGGGAGGGGUCUCCAUAAGGAACUCUUUUUGACCCAGUGGCUGUUUUCACCUGCAUAUAAAUACACACAACACAACCCUUCUCAUGCUGUUUCAUGGGGGGAACACAGCUUUUGAAACUGAAUUCUCUAUUAAACCCAUUUAAUUCCUUGACCA
This is a messenger RNA of Vicugna pacos (alpaca), 3353 nucleotides long. Lineage: Eukaryota; Metazoa; Chordata; Mammalia; Artiodactyla; Camelidae. The record is from RefSeq and is a predicted model, not a curated record.